AUGAAUAAUAUUAAUGAAUUCAUAACUUAUAGAAGCAGAAGUCAUUAUUCUCCUUCAUAAUUAUCAUCUAGUUCACCUCUUUUGAAUUAGUAAUAUGAUGAGUUUGUUAACAAGAUAUAUGGUAAAACAAGAUAAAUAAAAAUACAUCAUCUCAUUCCUAAAUAAACCAAUAAAGUUUUUGAAUUAAUAAUUCCAUAAUAUGAAGAUGCUAUUUACAAAAAAAUGGAUGAUUAUAUAAAAAAUGAAAAGCUUAGUAGAAGAGAAACACGAAUUCAAGAAAGAAUCAUAGAAAAAGAGGUCAUUUAAUAAUAUAAGGAUAAAUAAUAAACAUAUAAAUAAUUGAUUCCUGAUUAGAAUUACAUCAAAAUAUUAAGGUCUUGUCAAAAUUAUAUACCAAAAUUUAAAUUUGACAGAUUCAAUAGUCCUAAUAAUGAUGAAAAUAAUGAAAAAUUAUUACUCAAGGCUAGUGAAUUACUUUAAUAAAGAUAAUAGAGACAUUAUAUUUAUAAAUAACAAUUAGAAUAUGAAAGGAAGAAGAAUAAAAAUUUAUUAAAAUAAAAUUAUUAUUAAGAAACUACUUAACGUAUACUCAGUCCUCUAAAGUUAAGAAAUAUAGAUUAAAUUAUACAAAAAUGUAAAGAAUAAAAUGA
Messenger RNA from Paramecium pentaurelia, 650 nucleotides. Lineage: Eukaryota; Ciliophora; Oligohymenophorea; Peniculida; Parameciidae. The record is from the annotation of a GenBank genome assembly.